AUGCUCAUUUGCACAUAUUAUCAAUUAAUUAAUUACUUCUCGUCUUCUGAAGCUGCUGAUCGGAGUCAGGAUUAUGACGCGACUCUUAUACUUCUAGGGGUAUCCACAUUUCAACGAGCAAUCACUGUUAAAGAACGUCAAUUAAUCGACAUGAAUAAUAAGAAAGCCGUUGCGGAAGAAAACGUGCAGACAUUGGAAGACCGCUUGGAAGCACAGGCCAGAGAAACGGGCAAAAGUAUCACUAAGUUUGUGAGUUGUCUAUUCAAUAUUUCUACAUACUACUACGAACCGGAAAUAUACAGAAACGUUUCACAGACCAUCAGGGAGGUACAGCAGUCGUGUGGGAAUUACCUGUACAUAUCUCAGAGCAGAGAUAUCUGGAGGGAAUCGUUAAUCCACGGAUCUAAAUGUAAGCAUUGA
Messenger RNA from Trichobilharzia regenti, 420 nucleotides. The record is from the annotation of a GenBank genome assembly. Lineage: Eukaryota; Metazoa; Platyhelminthes; Trematoda; Strigeidida; Schistosomatidae.